GCCCCGAAAUCAUACUACGAGCAACAGCGCGAGCUUCUCAUCCUUGAGAUCGCGCAGUCCCUCAACAACGCGCUGCACAAUCUGAAUGCGCUGAAUCGGAGCUUAGAGGAAGUCAUUCAAGUCGGCAACGAAUUCGCGCCUGUGGAAUCGCUGUGGAGCCAUUUCGAGAGCGUGAUGGGAGACCAGGGCCUGGAGGAGAAAGAGACAAAGCGGGAAGGAGAUGCGGAG
Molecule: messenger RNA, 228 nt
Organism: Paraphaeosphaeria sporulosa
Lineage: Eukaryota; Fungi; Ascomycota; Dothideomycetes; Pleosporales; Didymosphaeriaceae
Exons: 1
Cellular component (GO): DASH complex; mitotic spindle; mitotic spindle pole body
Source: RefSeq, a predicted model, not a curated record